Molecule: messenger RNA, 1893 nt
Organism: Metarhizium robertsii ARSEF 23
Lineage: Eukaryota; Fungi; Ascomycota; Sordariomycetes; Hypocreales; Clavicipitaceae
Product: Carbohydrate-binding WSC
Exons: 3
Coding region: 1-1893 (630 amino acids)
Source: RefSeq, a predicted model, not a curated record
AUGUCCCUGCUGGCUCAACCCGCGUCAUCCAAUAUCCCAGCUCCUUCAGGUGCCCCGGUAUGGUCAAACGCUACAUCCUCUCAGUCAUCACCAUCCAAGCCCACGGUAUUGAGUGAGCUGGCAUCGGGCGUUCCAUCAAAGGUAGCAGCAUCAUCCGGCAAGCCUGGCAGCGAGCAGGCCCCGUCAGCCAAACCAUCUUCUGCCGAGCCUUCGUCUGAGAGUCAGUCCAGCGGACAUGGACCAUCCUUCGUCAAGCCCUCCUCGUCCGGCGGACAUUCCGCCCAGCCCGCUUCCCCCGGACAGCCGUCCUCAACAGGGCACACUUCAUCACGCCCUACUUCGGCGGGCAAUCCCCAGCCGCCAACAGUCGGUCCCUUCGAGCUUCUCGGGUGCUUCGCUUCUUCCAGGGGCUUUCCCACCUUUCAAAAGGUUGCCUCGAGCAAUGCCAUGAGCUUGGACCUGUGCGCCUCGAGCUGCCCUUCGCCGUUCUUUGGAGUCUACGACACUGACUGCUACUGCGGCCAAAGGAUCGAACCAAGUGACGGCAAAGUCAGCAACGCUCAAUGCGACAUGCCUUGCCCCGGUAACAAGAACCAAGUGUGUGGUGGCAAAGCAAGACUCGCUCGCCGCGGCGACGUUCCCGCAGGUCUGCUCCUCUCCGUCUACGAGCGCAAGAAUGAGCGCCCUACCGCGGCGCUCAAGGUCGUGACCAGCACCCAAGUCAUCACCGUCACGUCCUGCCCGCCCGUAGUCACAGACUGCCCCGUCGGCCAGACGACCACCAAGACCUGGAUCGCCACGGUGACCCCCCGGCCGGGCCCGGAAGAGUGGCACAACAAGGUCGUCACUUGCUACGGCGACUACUGCGUUUCCGGCCACGGCUGCGACGAGUGCCAGCACACGCGUGUCGUCUUUGACGGCGUCCGGUACCAGUGCGAGGCGUCCCCGGAGUCCAGCCCGCACAGGCUCGUCCACUGCAAGGACGACGAGUGCAGGUACUCCAAGUGCCGCGGCGACCGCUGCAACCAAAAGGUUGUCUGCUGGGACGGCCAGUGCACGCCCGCGGCCUGCUACGGCGACGAGUGCGACAAGAAGCUGGUUUGUAGCAACGGCCACUGUGAGCACCAGGCUUGCCACGGGGAAGACUGCCACAAGAUGUGGGUUUGCGACGACGGCCACUGCACUGCCCAGCCUGGCUGUACCGGUGAUUGCGUUGCUCCUGCGCCUGUGAAGCCUGCUCCCGGUGCCUCGCCGAGCUCCGGUUCACCUGGCUCUGGUCCAAAUGGUUCUGGCUCGCCAAGCUCCGGCUCCCCCGGGUCUGGUUCACCGAGCUCCGGUUCGCCUGGCUCUGGUUCAAAGGGUUCUGGUUCACCCAGCUCUGGUUCACCUGGUUCUGGUUCAAAUGGUUCUGGCUCGCCGAGCUCCGGCCCCUCCGGCUCCGGCUCCGGCUCACCCGGCUCCGGCUCAGGCAAACCCGAGAACCACGGCAAUUCCGGAAAGCCAGCGGACUCUGGCAGCCCCGCCAACAAAGCAGGCAGCGGACAUGUCGAGGGCCCCGGAAAGCCUGGCAACGGCAGCAGUGCCAGUCACGAGCCAGAGCCCGACAAGUCCGGCCACAACGGAGCUGCCGGCCACAACGAGCAUCCCGCCAAGCCCGGCAACAAGGCCGACGCCGGCCACGACCAAGGUCCCGGCGAGUCCGGCAACAAGGCAGGCUCCGGCAACAAGCCAAGUUCCGCCGGCCCCAGCCCUUCCGGCGACAAGCAGCGUCCCGCCGGCGUCAAAUCCGCGACACACCCCAAGAACACGUCGCCCGUGGUCGCUGGUUCCACCAAGCGCGCAGUCGGUUUCCACAUCCUGGCUGCCGCUGUUGGCCUGGCGCUCAUGAUGUAG